Messenger RNA from Klebsormidium nitens, 817 nucleotides. Lineage: Eukaryota; Viridiplantae; Streptophyta; Klebsormidiophyceae; Klebsormidiales; Klebsormidiaceae. The record is from the annotation of a GenBank genome assembly.
CUCAAAUUUCAGCAGAAGGCUGAGAAGGGAAGGUGUAGAGCCAGAGAGACGCCUGUCUUCUGAAAGUGACGCCUUCUUUCCAAGUUCUUGCUGUUGCAGACUGUCUAAAGUACUGAUCUCCAAGCUUGUAUUGAUUGGCGCAAGCAGCGGGCAAUAUUAUCCGUUCUGUGAGCCCGCUGCCGGUGGGUGCACGCAAGCGUCAUCCAUGGCAUUCAUCCUGGAGUAUUCGGAGCACAUGAUACGGCGCUGGAUGGAAGACCCAAAGGAAAGGGAUGAGAAGUCAAGGCAGCACCUGUACGAAAUGAGAGAUAGAUGUGAAAAGCUAAAAGCUACAUGGGCCCAGCCUGUGAAGCCCUAUGGAUUCUGGACAACGGAAGCGCAUCAUCAAAAGUACUAUGCGGACUUGAAAGAGAGCGGGAUGCUGGGUAGAAGAGACGGGUACGAAGCUGUGGAGAAGAGCCUUAGAUGAGUUGACCAAUUGUGGAUUCAACAUUGUAAAUUGAACACAGCAUCAUUCAUUUAUCUUUGUGCGGAUUCCCCUUUCAGAUUGCAUGACCUGAAGCUCAAAGAUGCAUCGCCUAAGUUCUCCAAAGACAAAGAAAGAGGCGAAAGUUGUGGAGUACGGACAGGAAUGGUUUCUUCAGAUCAGAUUCGACUUGACAGAAGUACCGUGGCAGUUUGCACCAGAGCGUCAUUUUCAUCUGUUGCUAGGAUUAUGAGCAGUCGGUCAUUCGCACAAUCUGAUCAGCAUGAGACCUGCUGUCGCCUUAGACAACCGUUGUUUUGCGGAAGAGUACAAGAUUCGCCGAGCAGAGUC